Fusarium redolens is the source of this 1618-nucleotide messenger RNA. RefSeq lists its product as uncharacterized. The record is from RefSeq and is a predicted model, not a curated record. The transcript is spliced from 4 exons. The coding region runs from base 209 to 1618 and encodes 469 amino acids. Gene Ontology annotation, molecular function: flavin adenine dinucleotide binding; NADP binding; N,N-dimethylaniline monooxygenase activity. Lineage: Eukaryota; Fungi; Ascomycota; Sordariomycetes; Hypocreales; Nectriaceae.
AUCUUGCGUGCUGUAGUGUCGUGCAUGAACGCAAUCACCGUGCAUCUGGCGUAAUUGCCUCAACCGAUCUCGGAUCUGAUUGCCCCGGGUCUUCCUCAAAGUCGACUUCGUUUAUAUCCACCGAUCUCUCAGUUGCAUAGCCUGUCUUCUUCAUUUGUUCCGAGCUAUUGGUUUCCCCUAUCUCUCUUGAGCUUUAUCAUAUCACAGGAUGCCUCAUAAAAUUCGACGUGUCGCUGUAGUUGGUGCUGGCCCAGCAGGUGCCAUUGCAACUGAUGCGCUUGUCAAGGAGGGAGCAUUCGAUACCAUCCGUGUAUUCGACCGUAGGUCUGCUGUUGGAGGAACUUGGAUUCAUACACCGCAUCUGCCGCCAGGAAUCCCCUCUUUAGAGAGACUGGUUAGUGGAGAGGCUGACGAUGAUGUCCUUAUUCCUGAGAAUCUACCCGCGGUAACACCAAUCUCUGAGGCAGUAAACAGCCACCAACACCGAUUCUCAGACACCCCGAUCCAUGAGAAUCUUCAUAGUAACAUUGCACCUGAUAUAAUGAGUUACACUCAAGAGCCCUUCCCGAAGAAACUCUCCAAGAAGACACUCGAUGAAUACGGGCCAGACUCGCCCUUUCGACAUCAUUCUGUUGUCCGUGAAUGGAUAGAGGGUAUCUUUGCACGUGGUGGUCAUGAUAAGCUGCUUGAGCUGGAAACUACAAUCGAGAGAGUCGAGAAAGAGAAUGGAGAAUGGGUUAUCACUCUUCGAAAAGUACUGAAAGGCCGAAACUACUGGUGGAGGGAGACCUUCGAUGCGGUAGUUGUGGCAUCAGGCCAUUACAACGUGCCUUGGUUUCCAGAGGUUGAAGGGCUGUUGGAGUUUGAUAGGAAGUUCCCUGGUGCGAUACAGCAUAGCAAGCACUUCCGAGAGGCGUCGAAGUACAGAGGCAAGCGAGUUAUUGUGGUUGGAGCUUCAGUCUCCUCCAUCGAAAUCAUUCAUGAGAUUCUGGGUGUCGUGGAUGGGCAAGUCUACGCCUCCAUCAGAGAUCAGCCCAUUCCAGCUUUUGGUUGGAUUCCUUUCGAACAUCCCAAAAUCUCUAUCAAGCCAGCCAUUCAACGCUUUGAUCCAGAGACUGGCCGUGUGCACUUUACCGACGGUUCAUAUCUUGACAACAUAGACCAUAUCAUCUACGGGACUGGUUAUACGUUCAGUUUCCCAUUCAUCCCCGCGGUUCAGAAGCGUGUCAAGAAUGCUUAUCGUCGACUACCUGGUCUUGGGGGAGGAUUCACAUUCCGUGCCUACGAGUGGCAAAGCGUAGCCAUCGCUCGUUUCCUUGCCGGUCGUGCGAAAGCACUGCCCUCUAUCCCGGAACAACUCGAAUGGGAGCGGCAACGUGUGAAUGAGAAGAGAGGAGGGAAGGAUUACUACUCUAUUGCGCCUGACUACGAACGCUUCUUUGAGUAUCUGAGGAACAUCGCUGGGGAGCCUGCCGCAGGGACAUCUGGACGCCAGUUGCCAGCAUUUGAUCCGCAGUGGUUGGUUAUCUGGGGUGACAUGGUGACACCGAGGUUGGAGAGCUGGAGACGAAAGAGAAAAGAGGCCGAGAAUGUGCUGAAACUGAAGUCCAAGUUGUAG